Messenger RNA from Ustilago hordei, 681 nucleotides. RefSeq names its product putative EFB1 - translation elongation factor eEF1beta. Gene Ontology annotation, cellular component: eukaryotic translation elongation factor 1 complex; cytosol. Bases 1 to 681 code for a protein of 226 amino acids. Gene Ontology annotation, biological process: translational elongation. Lineage: Eukaryota; Fungi; Basidiomycota; Ustilaginomycetes; Ustilaginales; Ustilaginaceae. The record is from RefSeq and is a predicted model, not a curated record. Gene Ontology annotation, molecular function: translation elongation factor activity; guanyl-nucleotide exchange factor activity. The transcript is spliced from 2 exons.
AUGUCUCUUCCCGACUUCUCCCAGGCUUCCAACCUUUCCAAGCUCGACGACUUCCUCGCUGACAAGUCCUACGUUGACGGCCACUCGCCCUCGCAGGCCGAUGUUGCCGUCUACGAGGCUCUCGGCAAGGCCCCUGGAGCUGACAAGUACUCUCACGUCGCCCGCUGGUACGAGCACAUCACCUCUUACGAGCAGGAGCACAAGGACUUGACUGGUGACAAGUCUAAGGCUGCCUCCCUCCUCUCCGGCGUCUUCGCCGCCCCUGCCGCUGCCGCUGCCGGUGGUGACGACGAUGACGAUGUCGACCUCUUCGGUUCCGACGACGAGGUCGACGAGGAGGCCGAGCGUAUCAAGGCCGAGCGUGUCGCCGAGUACAACAAGAAGAAGGCCGCCAAGGGUCCCGCUGCCGCCGCCAAGUCCCUUGUCACCCUCGACGUUAAGCCUUGGGAUGACGAGACCGACAUGAAGGCUCUCGAAGGCGCAGUUCGUGCUAUCGAGAUGGACGGUCUCAUUUGGGGUUCCUCCAAACUCGUCGCUAUCGGUUACGGUGUUAGCAAGCUUCAGAUGUCGCUCGUCGUCGAAGACGCUAAGGUCUCUCUUGACGAACUUCAAGAGCGCAUCGCCGACGAAUGCGAGGACUACGUCCAGUCCUCGGACGUCGCCGCUAUGGCCAAGAUCUAA